AGCUCCACACUCACUCUCACGGUCUCAACCCCGUCACCACCACCGCCCCGCGAGUUGUCUCCCAGCCGUUACCCAUUCCGUACUCGCCAACGCCCUCUCUCGACCUUGUCCCUCCUCUUCAUCCCUACCUUCAGCGCGAGGACUCACACGCCCUGCUCUUCCCCGGCCCGUCCCGUCGAAUCCGGUCGCCGAAGUGCACGAGGAGGCGCUCCAGCUCGUCAUGCUCGCGGGCGAGCCAGCCUUAGGCGCCGUCUGAGGCGGACGCGGAGGCGCGGGACUCACCGGCGGCGACGCCCUGACCCGCCUGGCCUCACCCGCGGUGAGACACGCCGUCUGGCAUCCCCGCGCCCAGCUCUGAGUAUGAAGGCGUGGAGCAAGAUAGCGGGCCACGGGCCACCGUGGCCGUGGCGGCGGGUUGUGGUGGUCGGCCUCGGGGAGGCGGCGACGAUUGCGGCGCUGAGCGGCUCCAUGGCGAGCGCGGGGCGGGAGCGGUGGAGGUUGGUGUGGCCACGGAGAAAGUUAAAGAGCGAGAGCGUGAGGGGCUGGCCAUCCUCGCGCAGCCGGUUGAAAGGGGGCUUCGAUCCCGUCUGAUGCAGUUAUUCCUGGGGUUCCCGUAUAAGCGCUAUCUACGGUGCCUCAGCUCAGCCUACGUACGGCGUCGCCCAUGGAUCCUCAUGUCAUUUCCAAGGCGAUCACAAGGAAAUCUUGUGUUGGGGUACUAAGUACUUACAGGCCAAAUGUAUAUGUUGGAAUGCAUGCUGGGUGCUUCAGAUUGGUGAUAUCUUGCUCUUUAUAACAGGCUAUUUCCAAUGAUUUUUGUCUUAGUCGUCUAGGACAUGCUGGAACUAUCUAUGCCACUUCACAGUGCUAGCAUCAGUAGUUUUGAUGUUGUGAACUUACUCAUCUCACAAACAUUAGGCAUAGAAAUGUAUUUUUUUCUCUCUUAUUAGUUUAGUGCAUAUGUCCAAUGUAAACCAACUGACAAUGGCUUUGCCACUCUUAAGUAGAAAUUCACCUCAGCUAGGUGAAAGGGCCAUAGGCGUCUAGUUAUGCUGGAUUUGCUUUUAAAGCAUCGAUAUAGGUAAUCUAAGCGACUUGUUGCUGAAGCUAACUUCACAAUGUGGGGUGGUCAACAAAGCCUUAUAUUAGUGAUCUAAACGCCUUAUAUUAGUUUACGGAGGGAGUACUCCCUCCAUCUCACAAUAUAAGAUGUUUUUGCAAGCUAUGUUAGCUUGCAAAAACGUCUUAUAUUAUGGGACAGGGGGAGUAGUUAUCAAUGGAAUAGAGCAGUACAGUUUGAGAUUCUUUGGCACAAAUUGUUGACACCAAGGACACCGAACUCUCAGUUCAAUACCUUCAGCAUCUCAUAUUUUCCCCCAGCAUGCGUGUCUUCUCAAUUGGAAUGAUGUAAUUAAAUAGAGCAGUACAGUUUGAGAUUCUUUGGCACAAAUUGUUGACACCAAGGACACCGAACUCUCAGUUCAAUACCUUCAGCAUCUCAUAUUUUCCCCCAGUAUGCGUGUCUUCUCAAUUGGAAUGAUGUAAUUAAAUAUAUGGAGGUGUGAUGUACUAUUUCUGCUGCUGGUGCAGCAUGCUAUUCUGUACUAAAUGGAAAUAGUAUUUGUAUGCAGUAACGAUUUUGUACUGCCAAGCCUGUGAAAAAUCAUGCUAAUGCAACUUAUAUUUACAGAACCCCAUUGUCUAUAAUUGCUGGAUUAAUGUGGAUUGGCAUGAAAAAUGGACAAUCUUUUAUAUUAUAUGGUGAUGUGCAACCUUAUUGAAUCUUUUUUUGAAGCCAUUUUUGCUAUGCAGGUGCAAUUGCAUACACAAACUGAAACACAGGCAGAAGGACUGGUGUGCACUGAGACUGAGACUGAGACUGAUAACCAUGACUGGUCACUGGUGUGCACGCACCCAGCUCAUGGCGAAAGAUACUAGAAAAAAGGUGAAGAAGGAGCGGCCGCCCACUCGACGGUGUGGUGCAGGGCGGCGAGGGAGCCCGGCAGGGAGGCGUUGAUGCGGUGCAGGGCGGCGACUAUACGAUGCAGGGAUCGAGGUCGCCAUGCAGGGAGGCGACGGUGCUGCUGAGCUUCGUCUGGGGCGGUGCGAGGAGAUACCCGCUGCUUCUAAUCGAAUCUGGAGAAGACAAUCGCAUAUCCUUGUUCCCAUGGCGUCGACAGACCCACCUGCCGAGAGGAGGAGGCCUGCUCCUCCGCUGCCGUCCCCUAUUGUCCACCUCUCCUUCAGCAGCGACGCGUCCUGCUUCGUCGUUGCCGGCACCUCCAGCGUGCAUUGGCUUUCAUGCGACACCUUCAGCCUGCGUGGCCUCUACCAAGAAAAAGAUGCCAGAAAGACCGUCGCCGCAGCGGCCGGCGAUAUGCUUAGCCUCAAGGAAUCAGCAUGCGCCACCGUGAGCCGCGUCAACAGCACCAAGUUCUUCAUCCGGCGUUGGAAGCCGGGAUACAUGAACUACCACUGGCGGUACUUCGAGGGGGAGAAGACAUACACCGGAGGCGAAGAUGACGUGCGGGCAGUGCGCGUCCACGGCGCGAAGACCGUCGUCGUGCUCGUUGACCGGCUGGAGGUGCUCGGCUGCAGGACCAAGGACACCGAGGACAAAGAGCUUUGGUUGCUGCACUCAGUGGUGACCGGGGGCAAUCCCCUUGGCCUCUGCGCCGUGUCGUCAGGCGCGUCCUUCGCGUUCGUGUGCCCCGGCGCCAGGGAUGGUGAGGUGCACGUCGAGCGGUGGUUGGACGAGGGGGAGGUCGCGGCGCCCGUGGUGGCCAUACGUGCACACUCUUCCCGCCUUGCGUCCAUUGCCAUGUCUUGCGACGGCCGGCUCGUGGCCACAGCUAGCGUCAGGGGCACCCUCGUGCGCAUCUUCAGCGCCACCGACGGUGCGUUGCUCCAAGAGCUGAGGAGAGGCAGAGACGGAGCAGACAUCCACUGCAUCGCCUUCUCUCCGGAUUCAAAAUGGUUGGCGGUCAGCAGCGACAAGGCAACCGUGCACGUGUUCAGCGUCAAUAUCGAUUUGCCAAGCCUGACACCGGAGGACAGCAACAGUCCCGGCGGUCUCCAAGCAGCCCCGGCGCCGUCGUCUCCAGCAGUAGCUACAGCCAACAAGAGGUCGUCGUUGUCGUUCGCUGGAGGAUUCUUGCCGGGCUAUUUCAGUUCAGAAUGGUCGUCGACUCAGAUCCGCGUCCCUGAAGGCACCAAGUACUUGGUCGCGUUCGGCAGUCAGCCAAACACCCUUCUCAUCCUCGGCAUUAAUGGACGCUUCUACCGGUGCCGAUUCGACCCGGAAAAAGGAGGCGUAGUGGACGUGCGGCACAAAGGGACGCCUUGUGGGAGUGUGGGACAGGACGUGGAGUGCAUCAACUUCAUGAAUCCGAGCAAGAAAACAUCUAAUUCGAAGCCAUAAUAUGGCAGCUAGCCUUGUUAUCUUUGCUUUCUCAUUCAUCUUCGUCUUUCUGAGGGAUGCAGAUUUGGAACCUCCAGGGUAUCCUUCGACCCUACUUAUAGUUCAACUAAAUGAACUAACUUGAAUUCUGAAAAGUUAGUUCAUUUGAUUGAACCAAAAAGGAUCGGAGGGUACCCUUUAGGUUCCACAUUUGCAUCCCCAGUCUGUCUGAACAGUAAUAAAUGCACUACUGUGUGCAGCCCUGCGCCAUUUUGGAACGCUGCAUGAUUUUGUUUUUGUUCAAUGCAUUUUGUUACUGUUGUUUGGUGCGUACGCACGUCUGUUUGCUAGCAGUCGGUACUUGCACUCAUGAUCAUGGUCUGAUGGGCAUGGUGACAACCUCCCCCACCCCGACUAAUCUUGAUCAGAUCGACCACA
Messenger RNA from Triticum aestivum (bread wheat), 3838 nucleotides. Its product is annotated as autophagy-related protein 18a. The transcript is spliced from 7 exons. NCBI's taxonomy places the organism in Eukaryota, Viridiplantae, Streptophyta, Magnoliopsida, Poales, Poaceae. Bases 2063 to 3421 code for a protein of 452 amino acids. Gene Ontology annotation, molecular function: protein binding. The record is from RefSeq and is a predicted model, not a curated record.